Molecule: messenger RNA, 734 nt
Organism: Anolis carolinensis (green anole)
Lineage: Eukaryota; Metazoa; Chordata; Lepidosauria; Squamata; Anolidae
Product: PI-stichotoxin-She2a-like
Exons: 3
Coding region: 194-490 (98 amino acids)
Molecular function (GO): serine-type endopeptidase inhibitor activity
Source: RefSeq, a predicted model, not a curated record
UGCUCAUUGGCUUUAUGGCUCCAAUUCAGCCCCAGUGGAACGUAAUAGUACUUAUUGCAGAACAGGGAGUUACUCUGAAGUAAGCAGACCAACUCCACAAUGUCCUUACUUGUUGACUAAUUGUUCUACCUAUAUUUCCCUAUGGAAGCCUUUAAAAAGUAGCUUUAUUCAACAUCGGGCAUUCACAUCAAAAAUGAUAUAUAAUCAUAUUCUCCUCCUCAUCCUCGUUCUUAUGGGAUUUCUGUUCUCCUGGUUUGGACCACUGGAUGCCUAUCGCUAUGAUAAUCUGGAUCCCGUAUGCAAGCUUCCAAAGAAAAUUGGACGUUGUAAAGCAUCCUUCCCUCGUUUUUACUUUGACACCAAUAGGUGGCAAUGUGAGAUUUUCUUUUAUGGUGGCUGCGGAGGAAAUGCAAAUAACUUUUUAACAGAGGAUGACUGUGUUACAAAGUGUGAAGAACUAAAGAUUAACUUUAUAGGCGCAGUGGACUAACAAAUCCAACACCUCUGAUCAUCAUGUCCAUUCGUCUGGCCUAUGCAUCUUUGAUGCAAAUGAAGCAGUUUCUCCAUUGGUGAUAUCGACCGAUCCUAAAGAAUUUUAAAGAUAAAAAACUAAUGAUUGCCAUUCAUGCUGUUUUCUGAACUUCAUCAGAUUACGCCUGGAAGUGUUCAGAAGAAAAGACUUCCGUCUAACUCCAUUCCAUAAUAAAAAGGAGUUUUUCCCUACCUUACAAUCA